Molecule: messenger RNA, 994 nt
Organism: Magnolia sinica
Lineage: Eukaryota; Viridiplantae; Streptophyta; Magnoliopsida; Magnoliales; Magnoliaceae
Product: HVA22-like protein k
Exons: 8
Coding region: 114-737 (207 amino acids)
Source: RefSeq, a predicted model, not a curated record
CUUUUCCUGUGAGAGAGAGAGAGAGGGUUUGCGAAGAAUCGCCUUGAAUAUCAUGUAAAAAUCGCGUGAUUUCUCAAGAAUUUCUCCUUAUAUUCUCUUGAAAAUUUGAUCUAAUGGUGAAUGCUGCUGCUCUUCUCGGAUCCACAAUCACCGGCGAGAUUCAAUCUUUGCAGGUUGGGUUGCGGUUGCUGCUCUGCCCACUUGGUUCCAAUGUUGUUAUUCGAACUGCAUGCUGUACCGUGGGAAUUGUUUUGCCUGUAUACUCUACAUUCAAGGCCAUAGAGAGGAAAGAUCAGAGCGAGCAAGAACGGUGGCUUGUAUACUGGGCAGCAUACGGAUCUUUCAGCCUUGCAGAAGUUUUCUCUGACAAAAUUCUCUCCUGGUUUCCGCCAUAUUACUAUGUGAAGUUUGCGUUUCUUGUUUGGCUCCAAUUUCCACCUGCUGAUGGGUCAAGGCAAUUGUACACAAGGCAUCUGCGCCCAUUCCUCACAAGGCAUCAGGCUCGACUUGAUCAAGUAGUGGAUUCUGCUUCUGGUGAAAUAGCCAAGUUCGUCAGUGCACACCAGGCAGAAAUCCAAUUUGUGAGGGCUUUGCUUGGGAGGUUUUUUAUAGCAGCACAUCAAAUGGUGAAGGAUGUGAUCCAGCCAGUACAACCACCGGGACGUGCUGCAAUAGAAGGCCCAAGAAGACAACAAAGAAGACAGAUUGAAGACUCAGAAUCUGACCAUGAUGAUUGAUGAUGUCCCACCUCUUCUUGUUAGAUCAGCAUAGGAGCACCACGACAUGCCCAUAAAUUUCCUUGAUGGGAAGUUGUUCAAUACAACCAACAUGUCUUUGUACUUAUUUACAGUUGCAGGCGCUCAUGCGUGUUUAUGUGCCUUGUUCACGUGCCUGGUUGUGUUUAAUAUUUCUACGAUGAUCUCCCAUUGUACGUCCUAACCUGUGGGUUAGAUGAAUUGAUGUGUUAGUUUCAUUAUCGCAUCAUCAUUUUCAA